Heterobilharzia americana is the source of this 491-nucleotide messenger RNA. The record is from the annotation of a GenBank genome assembly. NCBI's taxonomy places the organism in Eukaryota, Metazoa, Platyhelminthes, Trematoda, Strigeidida, Schistosomatidae.
AUCACCGUGUUUUAGGCUCUAUAUUUGAACACCUAUGGGCAUAUUGGAGCGUAUGGGGAAGGCAUCAAGUAACUUGUGAACGUUUAGUGGUGUUCUUCAGAGAUGUCCACUUUCUAUUCCUAUUUACUUUUGUCAUAUCCGUGCUUAUCGAGGUUUCAUUCUCCUCUGACUUAGUAGGAAUUGACCUAGUCUCAAGAAAUUCCUUAGUAGAGCUAGAGUGCACGGAUGACAUAAUACUGUUAGAUAAAGAUGCUGGCAAGAUGCAAAGUCUGGUGCACACUGGGUGUGGUUCGAGAAUGAUUGGGAAGCGUUUAUUACUGCUCAUAUGUGAAUUGUUGCCCCAGAACUGGUCUUCGGUGGUACCCUGUCCAACAAUAGAGAGCGAAGUAGUUGGAUGCAUUGACCACGUCACUUCCUUAAGAAGUUGGAUUAGCCCUGAUGGGCCGACGGAAUCUUUGAAUGGAUGCAAAUAGACCGAUCAACCUUCGCCA